This is a messenger RNA of Humulus lupulus (European hop), 2337 nucleotides long. RefSeq lists its product as uncharacterized. The coding region runs from base 1 to 2337 and encodes 778 amino acids. The record is from RefSeq and is a predicted model, not a curated record. The transcript has 4 exons. NCBI's taxonomy places the organism in Eukaryota, Viridiplantae, Streptophyta, Magnoliopsida, Rosales, Cannabaceae.
AUGAAGGUGCCAAAGACUAUCACUUACAAUAGUCUUGUUGAUCAAUUGUAUACUUUAAUCGGAGCUAACAAGUCUCGUAUUGAUCUUGACUUAAAUGUAAUCUAUCAUUUUGGAAGUAAAGGUAUCCCUCCAUCUUUGAUUAGUAAGGAUGAUGAUGUUGCUUUUUUUCUUGAUGAGAUAGGAACAUAUAUCAAUCAUCGGACACCCCUAUGUGUGUCUACUAUAGAGAAGAGAAGUUAUAAUCCUUUGGUUACUAAAACACGUGAGUUGUAUACUAUUCCUCCAGUUGAAACCAAAGUGAAUGAUGAUUUUUGCAUUGAUGGCAAUGAAGACAAUUGUGAUGAUGAUAAUAAUGAUGCAGAUGGCAAUCAAGACAAUUGUGAUGAUGAUAAUAAUGAUGCAUUAAGCUCAGAUGAUAAUGGAAAUAUUGAUAGGCCUACCUGCAAUGGUGUACUUGUGAAGCAUAAUUUACAACAGUCAACCUCCAAUGAAGUAUUGAAGAGCCAUGAUUCCUCAAAUAAUAUAGGUCGUAAAGUAAGACAGGUUGGUGAAGAUAAUCUAUGGAGUACUCCACUUUUGUUGAAUCAAGGGGAAAAAGGCUCUACUUCAGCCUCAACAGCUCAAUUACUGACAUCUUCUUCGAGUAUCAAUUCGUGGGAAAUAAAAGAGGGUCAAAUAUUUGAGAACAAUCAAGAGUUGAAGAUGAAACUCCAUCUUUAUGCAUUAAAGAAAAACUUUGAGUUUAAAGUAAAGAAGUCUGCGAAAAAUAUAUGGUGUACAGUAUGUGUUGAUGAUAAAUGCAAAUGGAGGUUGAGGGCUACAAAAUUGGUUAAUUCCAAUAUGUUCGAGGUUCGUAAAUUUUUCGGUGAACACACAUGUUCAUUGGAUGUUCGACAUAAAGAUCACCGUCAGGCAUCCCCAUGGCUUAUUGGACAUGUCAUAAGGAGAAAAUUUGAGGGUGAUAAUGUUAAUUACAAGCCAAGGUCAGUUGUAAAAGAUAUGAGUUUAUCAUAUGGAGUUCAUAUAAGCUAUGCUAAAGCUUGGAGGUGUCGAGAGCAUGCAUUGGCUUACAUAAGAGGUACACCAGAAUCAUCAUUUCAGAAACUUCCCUCAUUUCUAUACAUGAUGGAGCAAAAAAAUCCUGGAACUGUUACUCAUUUUCAGAUGGACAAUGAAGGUAGGUUCAAAUAUUGCUUCAUGGCCUUAGGUGUUUCUAUAAUGGGGUUUAAAACAUAUAUUCGCCCAGUUAUAUGGGUAGAUGGAACCUUCUUGACUACUCGGUGUGGAGGUACUUUGUUAUGUGCCAUGGGACAAGAUGCUAACAAGCAAAUAUAUCCAAUUGCAUUUUCAGUAGUUGACUCAGAGAAUAAUGACUCAUGGUUGUAUUUUCUACUGAGGUUGAAGGAAGCGAUUGGUGAAGUGGAGAAUCUAGUAUUCGUGUCUGAUAGACAUACUAGUAUAGCAAGUGCCUUGACUAAAAAUUUUCCUGAGGCACACCACGGUGCUUGUAUAAAUCAUCUUAGCAUGAAUAUCCGUGCGAAGUUCAAAACUGACCAUUGCCAUGAAGAAUUCUUCCUUGCAGCGAAAGCUUAUAGAAAGCGAGAGUUUUUACGCCAUUUUGAGAAGAUUAAAUUCAAAGAUCUUGCAAUUGCUCAAUACUUAGAGAAUCAAGUGGGUUUUGAAAAGUGGGCUCGUUCUUUCUUUCCUGGUCAUCGAUAUAAUUUAAUGACUACAGGUAUUGCCGAAAGCUGGAACAAUGUCAUUGCUGAGGCACAUGGGUGGCCAAUUACUUGUCUCAUGGAAUUUAUGAGGCACACUUUACAAAAAUGGUUUCUUGAGCGUCGAACUGCAGCAUCAGCGGCUACAGGUCCUCUUGCCACAGAAGUGGAAGCUGAUUUGCGAAAGUUAGCAGACAAGUCCACUACCUCGUUCCCUUUUCCGUCUAGUCUUCCUUGUGAACACGCUCUAGCUGGUGCUCGAGAUCGUGGCAUUAGUCCAUAUAGUUUAUGCUCCAGAUUCUACACAGUUGAAGUGUGGUUGUCAUCCUAUGGUGGAUCUGUAUAUACGCUGGGUAAUGAAGAAUCUUGGGUGAUACCAAAUGACAUAGGAAGUAUGAUGAUAGCUCCUCCUUUAGUGAAGCAGAAGGCUGGUCGUCCAAAGAAGAAACGACGUUUAUCAAAGGGUGAGAAGAAUAGCAAACAACAUAGAUGUAGUAGAUGUGGUGUCCUGGGCCACAAUCGUGUGUCUUGCACCACUAUUGGUUCAGUAAUACGACUUUUUGUGUUAAAGUUUGUUGUUUCAGACACACCUAAUUCAUACAUGCACGUAAAGUAUUAG